Molecule: messenger RNA, 2928 nt
Organism: Triticum turgidum subsp. durum (durum wheat)
Lineage: Eukaryota; Viridiplantae; Streptophyta; Magnoliopsida; Poales; Poaceae
Source: the annotation of a GenBank genome assembly
AUGGCCCACCAGGACCAUGUCAGCGCCCUCCUCGUGCACCGGGGCCACACCGGGGCCGUGCACUGCCCGACACUGUCGCGUGGUCCCCACCUGGAAGCAGGGACCGUCUGCUCACGAGACAGCACCCUGAGCCGCAUUCAAUCCUGCGAGACUCCUCGGCCGUCCGAUCCCAAUCAGAUGGCCGGCGACGGCGACCGGUUUUCAAACGCGUUGCAUUCGAGUGGCAGUGCCGUUAAUGCGACCAAGCCUGAAGGAUGCCCCCGAACUCCGCCCUGGUAUGGCGGGCAAGUUUCCCGGGUAUUUGGGAAGGGUAGGUGUUCGUUUAUGGAAGGCAAUGCGAGUCAAAUAUCGCGUCGGAGAUCUGCUUGCAUAUGGAAUGGGGAAAUUUCCGUAGAAAUUGACUCCGUUUUGUCCCACUCGUGGUCGUGGAGGCCGAUUUCGAGGCGGAGAGCGCGGCGAGAUCUGUGCGAAGAUUCGAACGAUUUUUCAAUGAUUUGGGGAUUCCUACGGCGUGCUGGGAACCGUGUAGGCUGGGAGGACGAGGCGGCACUGUGCAAUCUGACCGGUUUGGCGCAACGGGGAGGCGGGGUCACCUCGUCGUCUCAUCCCAGACAGCGAGAGCGAGCUGGAGCUGGGCUCUCUCCCCUUCCCGGUGUCCCUAUUCCGGCUACAGUGGCGGCGAGGACAUUCACAGGCGGCAGUGGCGCCCGCUCUGCGGCCAGCCAUAAAGUGGGCGAUCUUUCUCUCAAUCCGCAGCAGCUUGGUCGUCGAGAAUCCGGGACCCAGUUGAGGGGGAAAGGCCGUCUCCUUUUUACUGCCUUGCCGCCAUCUUUACUGGCAUUAUUACUCCUACUUGUUUGCUUCUUGGGUUUGGCCAGCACUUCCGUGGUUCAGCUGUUUAGAGGGAGCUUCUUGAUUUGUAGGCAUCGCCGGAGAGGAGGCAGGAAAUUCUGGGGCUUUCCUCUAUUUGCGGGAGAUUGCGCAAGUGGCCAUAAGACCAUGUUUGAUCAGAAGUCAGAUGUCUCAGAGCUGUGUUCGCAAAUGAUGCUCAAACUUCAUGAUGUUUAUGAUGCAAGCAAGAUAAAUGUUAAGGUUAAGGUUGUUUCUGGAUCUCCUCCUGGUGUCGUAGCUGCUGAAUCUAAGCGAGCACAAGCAAGCUGGGUUGUGUAUCUUGUGUUUUCUCUUUGCUUAGCUGCCCAUGCUGCUGCUCUUAGGGAGUUGAAGCAUGAAGAGAAGCGUUGCAUGGAAGAGUUACAGUGCAACAUUGUUGUCAUGAAGCGUUCUCAGCCUAAAGUUCUCCGUCUGAAUCUUAUGGGAUCUCCUGAUAAAGAGUCCAAAGGAUCCUGUUCACUUCCAGCAGUGUUGGAUAGUUCUGUUGGUAAAACAGCAACUGAUGUAAAGGAGCCGCGAAGUUCAGUUCGAGGACCAGCUGUAACACCUAAUAGCAGCCCAGACUUAGAGACGCCUUUUGGAAGUACCGAAGCGGGAACAUCCUCAGUCUCAAGUUCAGAUCCAGGGACUUCCCCAUUUUGUGCUUCUGAAACAACUGUUUCUCUAAAGAAAGAGGUACAAGCAACAAAGGAUAAGAUCCAGCAUUCGGAUGUCAAUAUUUCUGAUACCGACAGUGAAAUAUUGAGUCCCUCAGCAACCUUCUCGCUUCAGCCAUGGAUGGUCGACAUUCUACAGGGAUCUGCAUCCUCAAAACCACCACGAAAAACUCGCACCCCAACUGCAGAUACUUUGCUUGAGAAGAUCUCCAAGUUAGAUCUUUUGCAUGAAAUAAGUUCUAUGAGAAGCAGAUCAGACUUAAACUUUAGAGGAAAUGUCAGGGACGCUGUCUCGUUAGCAAGGAGCGCACCUCCUGGGCCGCCUCCAUUGUGUUCGAUAUGUCAGCACAAGGCUCCUGUGUUUGGGAAACCUCCUCGGUGGUUUAGUUACGCUGAACUUGAACUUGCAACCGGUGGUUUCUCCCAGGCAAAUUUCCUGGCUGAAGGUGGAUUUGGAUCUGUUCAUCGAGGCGUCCUUCCUGAUGGUCAGGCAAUUGCUGUCAAGCAACAUAAGCUUGCUAGUUCCCAGGGUGAUGUUGAAUUUUGCUCAGAGGUGGAAGUUCUGAGUUGUGCACAACACCGUAAUGUUGUAAUGCUCAUUGGUUUUUGUGUUGAGGAAAGGAGGCGUUUAUUGGUUUAUGAGUACAUCUGCAAUGGAUCCUUGGACUCACAUCUUUAUGGUCGCAAUAAUAAAGACACACUGGAAUGGGCAGCUAGACAAAAGAUUGCUGUUGGCGCUGCUCGAGGGUUGCGGUAUCUACAUGAGGAAUGCAGAGUUGGCUGCAUUAUCCAUCGGGACAUGAGACCAAACAACAUCCUUGUCACACAUGAUUUUGAACCUCUGGUUGGAGAUUUUGGUCUAGCACGAUGGCAACCCGAUGGAGACAUGGGUGUUGAAACAAGAGUCAUCGGCACAUUUGGUUAUCUGGCACCAGAGUAUGCGCAGAGUGGACAAAUAACAGAGAAGGCUGAUGUAUACAGUUUUGGUGUCGUGUUGGUAGAACUUGUCACUGGGCGCAAGGCUGUUGACAUUAACCGACCUAAGGGCCAGCAGUUUUUAACUGAAUGGGCACGCCAUCUCUUGGAGGAUAAUGCAGUCGACGAGCUCAUAGACCCAUGCUUGGGGGACCGAUACAGCGAAAAUGAGGUUCUUCGCUUGCUCGAGGGCGACAUGGUUGUCGAUUCCGUCUCCGUUUCGGCCCCAAGUAGUGAUUCUGCAAGCAGGAGCUGGCGAAAGGCAAAUGAGCAACAGCAUUAUCAGGACUACAGCAGCCCAGCCCGGCAAGAUUCACAGCGAGUGGUUGGAAGGAAACAACAAUCUUAUGACGCUUUGAGGGCUGCCUGGGACCGAGACAAGAAGAGCAUCUCUAACCGAUAUUAA